AUGUCAACUCAGCGCAAUACAGGUACAGAGAGUGCCGUGGAAGCUCUGAGAUCCGUUCUUUCGUCUGGGGGUGUUACAGUGAAUGGUCAAGUGGUCCAAGAUGAAGAAGGUUUGUACUAUGCAAUUGACAGCGACGGUCGGGGCAUGUUGGAGCGAGAGCAAAUACUCACCAGCUUGAUGCAACUCGGAUUGGGACUCGAUGACGAGCUGACCCAGUUUGUCUCAUCAAUGGAGGUGAAUGCGGACCAGUGUGUUGAAGUUGCUGCCUUCGUGCGAGCCAUGAAUCCUGCGACACGAAGAGCAGCGAGCCUGCUGUUCCAGCACCCGCGCAAGGACGAGCUACGUGCCGUGGUGGUGGCUGUAAACGACAAGCUCAAGCAAGGGAUCACAAUCUCGGGCUCCAAGGUCAGGGACGUUAACGGCUUCUUCAAAGCGCUGGAUACGGACAGCACCCGCUCUCUCACGAAGGCAGAGAUCUCCAAGGGUUUCAAGAGAUUGAAGAUCUCGAUUUCCGAGAAGUUGCUAGAGGAUUUGGUGAAUGCUGGCGACGUGGACCGAAGCAGGAGAAUAGAAAUGAAAGAAUUCGUACGGUUGUUGGAUCCAGCUUCAUGGACAGACCCGGAUGGAGGUGCGGAGGAAGAGCGUGCGCAAAGUGAAAAGGUCCUUAAAGAAGUUACCGGGAAGAUCAAAUUCACGUUAAAAGCUGGAGGACGCACACUGUACGGUAAAAGGGUCACGGAUGCUCGGACAUUCUACGAGGCGGUGGACAGAGACGGUAGUGGUGCCCUCGAGAAGGACGAGCUGUUCCAGGGAUUGCAACGUCUCGGCGUGACAGUUCCGGAGUAUCAGAUCGUGGUGCUCAUCAAUGCGCUGGAUGGCAACAAGAGCGGCCUGAUCGAGCUGCCUGAGCUGGUCCUGCUGUUCGAACCCACUGCCGACCCUGAGCAGCUCAAGGAAGAGGAGGCCCAGCGCCUGUCCCGCUUACAAGCAGAGCGGCAAGCUUCACUUCCCAGUGAGGACGAAAUCCAAGCACAGAUUGCCGAUGUUGUCGCCCAGAUCACGGUGCAGAUGCACACAGAGCAAACAUUGUUUGGACAGACCAUUCAGGAUGCGAAAAGCUUCUUCAAUGCGCUCGAUCAUGAUCGGACAGGAGCGUUGGACAGGGGCGAGCUAAAGCAAGGCCUGAAACGUCUUGGAAUAGCGAUGCCAAGCUAUCUGUUGGAUGCCCUGCUGGUUAAAAUGGACACUAAUCAAAACGGACUAAUCGAGAUGAAGGAGGUGCAGCGCACGUUCCGUCCCGAGCCUCUUGACGAGAGCAAGGUGAAGGAGCUCCGCCGUCGGUCCAUCGAGCUGGGUCUCACACUGCGGGAAGCCAAUGCCGUGUCCCCUGAAGAGUUGCAAGAGCUUCUGGAAGGUGAGGACAUAGCAUCUCCGGCUUCAGCAGAUGCCAUCGCGGCGCAGUUGAAGCGAGAACUCCUGGAGAAAGAGCGGCUCCUGGAGGAGGCCCGCAAGGAAAUCGAGCGGGAGAAGGCCCAGCGUGCCGCAGAGGCAGCAGAACGCCAAGCAGCCAAAGUGGUCGAAGAAGCCAAGGCAAAAGAUGCCAUGGCAGAAGAGCGCAAGGCUGAGGAUUUGGAGCGGGCGGCCAUGUGGAGGGAGGAGCAGGCGCUGCUGCGGGAGAAGCGGCUGCAGGAGCGCCGCUAA
Molecule: messenger RNA, 1701 nt
Organism: Symbiodinium necroappetens
Lineage: Eukaryota; Dinophyceae; Suessiales; Symbiodiniaceae
Source: the annotation of a GenBank genome assembly